AAAACAGCAGCCAUGCAGCUUCUCCGCUCUUGCCUCCUCCUUGCGCUCGUCGCCUCCGCCUCCGCCUUCUCCGCCCCUACUCUCCCCCUCCGCGCCUCCGGACGCGCUGCGGUCUCCCAGCGCACUGUGAUGAGCUACUCCCCCGUUCCCUCCCCCGAGGGAACCAAGGAGACCUACUGGGAGACCAAGGCUCCCAGCAGCGAGGUUCUCGGCAUCGGCAAGAACCUUCCUUCCGGCUCCUUUGCCUCCGCCUCCGUCGUUGCUGCUCUCGUUGGAGGCUUCUGCACCAGCCAGUGCGUCCCCCUCACUGCUGACCCCAACCCUCUCUACAUCGCUGGCUCCUUGUUCCUCCCCUACUCCUGGGCCCUUCACGUCGCUGCUUGGAUCCAGAAGAACAACGGCAAGUAAACGUUGACGCGCGAUUUAUUGAGUCUCUUGAAGCUUGCAAUAAAAGAAGCUGAAGGCAUCGC
This is a messenger RNA of Guillardia theta CCMP2712, 470 nucleotides long. RefSeq lists its product as hypothetical. The record is from RefSeq and is a predicted model, not a curated record. Bases 13 to 408 code for a protein of 131 amino acids. Lineage: Eukaryota; Cryptophyceae; Pyrenomonadales; Geminigeraceae. The transcript has 4 exons.